This is a messenger RNA of Alligator sinensis (Chinese alligator), 2159 nucleotides long. RefSeq names its product solute carrier family 7 member 13. The record is from RefSeq and is a predicted model, not a curated record. The coding region runs from base 114 to 1580 and encodes 488 amino acids. Gene Ontology annotation, cellular component: membrane. NCBI's taxonomy places the organism in Eukaryota, Metazoa, Chordata, Crocodylia, Alligatoridae. Gene Ontology annotation, molecular function: L-amino acid transmembrane transporter activity. Gene Ontology annotation, biological process: amino acid transmembrane transport. The transcript is spliced from 4 exons.
AUAGCCUUUCACUGGCAAGUAAGAUCUUGACCAUUUCUGAAUGAAAACAAGCGAGGCAAAAGAGCGUUCUCAAACCUCUAGUCAUAGAUCUUAACUGCGAAAAGACUUAGAAAAUGGGAAAAGGAAGGAAUGACCAUGUAAAAGAAGAGAAAAGAAAUGAAGAUGAUAAGAUGCAACUCAAAAGGACAAUAGGGUAUUUUAAUGGGGUGAGUUUUAUAAUUGGCACCAUAGUUGGUGCAGGAAUCUUUGUGUCUGCUACAGGAGUGCUACAGUAUUCUUUACUUAACGUGGGUGUUGCGCUAUGCAUCUGGACUGCCAGUGGAGUAAUAUCUCUGAUGGGUUCCCUCUGUUACGCAGAGCUGGGGACUGCACUACCGUUCUCUGGAGGAGAAUACAGUCACAUAAAGAUAGCACUUGGAUCUCCACCUGCUUUCAUCUUUAUCUGGACAGCGAUGUUUACAAAGCCAGCAUCAAAUGCUGCCCGAGCCUUGUUGUUUGCAGAAUAUGCCACUCAACCUUUCUAUGGUGCCUGUCCUGUACCAGAGCUGCUAAAAAAAUGCUUGGCUUUGGCUGUUCUUUGGUGUCUGGGGAUUCUGAAUGGCCGCAGCGUCAAAAUGGCUGCUUGGGUUCAGACUGUUUUCACACUGUUGAAGAUGAUGGCUUUAUCCAUAAUUGCCAUAGGUGGCAUUGUCCUGCUGGUUAGAGGAAGAAAGGAGAAUUUGGCAAGGUUUGAGAAUGCUUUUAGUUCAGAAGUUCCUGAUGCAUCACAGAUUGCAGAAGCUUUUUUCCAAGGAUUAUAUGCAUAUGGUGGUUGGUGGUCCCUCAAUUACAUGGCAGAAGAGAUGAAAAACCCUAGCAGAAAUAUCCCUUUGACUGUGAUGACAGCACUUCCUGCAGUAACUGUUUUUUACUUACUGGUAAAUAUCUCAUACCUGACCGUUCUCACACCAAAGGAAAUUGUCUCCUCAGUUGCUGUGGCAGUCACAUGGGCUGACAGAGUAAUCCCUGCUGUUGCUUGGAUCAUUCCUUUAUCUGUUGCUGUCUCAAUAUUUGGUGCCCUCAACAGUAGCAUGUUUACAUUAGGACGAUUGAGCUAUGCUGGAAGUCAGUCAGGACAUUUGCCUGUUUUAAUAUCCAUGCUGAAUGUUCACUGUUGCACUCCAGCUCCAGCCAUGAUUUUUUCAACCAUCAUUGCUUCCAUUUUUAUUAUCCCCUCUGAUCUCAUUGCUUUAACAAAUUACUUUGGAUUUUCCGUGUGGCUGAUGAUUGGACUGACCUGUGCUAGCCUAAUUGUACUCCGAUACCGGGAACCUAAUCUGCACCGACCAUACAAGGUGUUCUUACCAGUAGCAUUUGUGAUGGUGGCAAUUUCAUUAUUCUUAGUUUUGGCUCCUAUAAUCUGGUCUCCAAAGGUGCAGUAUAUAUAUGCUUUUAUUUUUAUGCUGGGAAGCCUUCUUAUUUACCUGCCUUUUGUACAUUUUAAAUUAUAUUUUGGUUUUGUCGGUAAAAUUACUUGUUAUUUACAACUCCUGCUGGAAGUCUCUCCUGUUGAUGUAUCUGCUGACUGUAAAUAUGACUAAGAGAAAAUGCUUAAACCCUGUGCUGCUACCAGUCAGAGGAAAUUCUUUGACCCAGGGAGUAGGAAUCAUGAAGGGAAACAUAGGUUUUAAGACUCUGCAAAACAGUUAAUUAAGCAUGUAUUUAAAUUUAAGGCUGUCAGUAAUCCCACUGGCAUUAAAAAUAAUCUCAGUCAAGAAGUUUCGUUUCACUGGAAUACUCAUAUGCUUAAAGUUAAGCAUAUGUUUAAAAGGGUUUUCUAUACUUAGCACUCAUUCACAACACUGAUUACUAUGCAGGAUUGAGUCCUACAUGCAUCGAUAACCUGUUUUGAACAGGUAAAAUUGUUAAAGGCGAUAGAGGUUGUAUAUUUGUUCAGUAUAACAGAAAUAAAGUUAAAAUACAAUACAUGCUCAAUGUAUAGCAAUAUAAUAAGAUAAAUGUGCUUUCAAGUUCCAGUAUAAAUGUGAUAUUCUGAUUAUUUUUAGUAUGAUGAAAUAGCUUACCUUUUAGGAUUUAUGGGUUUGAGGCCUUUGUAGUUUUGCUUCUCUGCUACAGUGUUUGUAUGAAUAUGAUUUUAAUAAAAAAUAAAAAAAUUAUUG